AUGAAACUCAAAAGACAAGGGGAAUUGAGUUACCUCCUGGGACUAACCGGCGCGAUCACGCUGUCACAAGCAGCGUAUGCCGCAAAGGUCAUGGACGUCACCAAGAGCGGUGAUCGUCGUGUGGGCGAGUCAACCGAGGCAGCAAAGACACGCCUGCAGACGGACAUGGACAAGGCCUAUGGGGUCAUCAUCGAAGGGAUCGAACCGUCCCAGUACCAAUAUGUCGAAGAUGCGGAGACGGUCAUCGCCGCCUACAAGGCCCUCUCAGACCACCAUGAGCCAAAGUCUAAGAUCGACAAGCUUGCCCUAUCAUCCGAGUAUCACUCGAUGAGCUGGUACAUCAAAGAAGAGACCUACCUGAGUUCCUUGAACGGUACGAGGUCGUCUUGCGGAAGUUGA
Molecule: messenger RNA, 399 nt
Organism: Aphanomyces astaci
Lineage: Eukaryota; Oomycota; Saprolegniomycetes; Saprolegniales; Verrucalvaceae
Exons: 2
Coding region: 1-399 (132 amino acids)
Source: RefSeq, a predicted model, not a curated record